Molecule: messenger RNA, 4263 nt
Organism: Caenorhabditis auriculariae
Lineage: Eukaryota; Metazoa; Nematoda; Chromadorea; Rhabditida; Rhabditidae
Source: the annotation of a GenBank genome assembly
AUGCGGUGGACUAUUCACUUAGAAGGAGGUCCACGAAGAGUCAAUCACGCCGCUGUCGUUCUUUCGGGAAAUGUCAGUACAGAGCUCAUUAAAAAAUUGAUUGUGUUCACCUCUAAAAAAUAAUUGGCUGUUGAUCAUCAGAAAUAUGUUCGGAAUAGGAUAUAUGAAAGAUGUUUUCAAAAUGUUUAACUUUAAGGUUUACUCGUUCGGCGGGUACUGCAGUGGAGAUGUUCAAAAUGGCAUGGAGAACAUCGACGUGCACAUGCUCGAUACAGGUUCUUUUUUUCUCGCUUCACUUUAAGUUUUCUCUUUGUUUGGCGAGAGACGCUGUAACAGGCGAAUCGCGAGAAUUGAUGGGUUCUGAGAUAACCUUCGAUUUGAAUCUCGCGGCCUGAAGCCUUUUGUUUUUGUUUUUCGUCUCACAAUUCGUUCCAAAGUUCUUUUUUUUCAGAAACUUACCGAUGGAGCAAGGUUCAGCAUACAAACGAACCCGAGUCGGAAGUUCGCAGUUUCUCGGUAAACUUUUGAUUAUUCUUUGUGUCAGUUAGUAGUAUUACAAUAUUUUCCAACGUUCUUUUCUAAAAUCAUCUUUUUCAAUACAAUGGAACAAUAGAAAGCUUCUUCUACGUGCUGUAUUUUGAAGGCUUUCAUCCCUCAAAUGUUUUCAAGAUUGAUGGCCAGCCCUUGGAACAGCUGCCUUAUCAAAGGUACGGACACACAGUCUGUGCGUACCGAAAUGAGGCCUAUCUCUGGGGAGGACGGAACGACGAGUUUGGCGCCAGCAAUGUAAUUCAUAAGUUCGAUCCAGGUGCGUAAUCUUAACGAUAGAUAGUUUAUAAAACAAAAUUCUUGGAAAGUAGUGCAAAUCAAAAAGGAAGUGAGUUUAGUGGCGCGCAGAUGGAGCCUCGUGAAGACGAUUGGAUCGAUUCCGCCGGCUCGCGAUGGCCACACAGCCAUCGUCGUCGACGACAAAAUGAUCGUUUUCGGCGGCUUCGAGGAGGAUAUGCAGCGCUUCAGUCAGGAGACCUACGUUUACAACUUCCUCACCUGCCGUUGGACGGAGUUUGUCACUAAGGUCAGUGUUUUAGUAUCAGUGAAAAGAUCCUUCUUGAGAUCGGCUCAUAAUUGACGUUGAAAGGUCAUGGCUCCAAUGAGAAACUUUUUUGGCAUUUGCAUUUUGUGCACGGUUUCAAGGAAAAUUAAUCUCACUAGGGAACUUUUUUUACCCCCCGGUUGAACUUUUGCUGAAACUUUGCUGAAGUGUACUUUAGGACCUUCUGAUUCCAGAACAAGAAGAAAACUUCUCGCAAUAGAUCUCGUUUUCGAGUUAGGACACUUCAAAAACCCGAAAUAGCGCUUUUUUGGCCUAAUUUGCGUAUUUUGCACACUUUGAAGCUCCAUAACUCGGGAACAAGAUCUAUUGCGAGAAAUUUUCUUUCUGUUCUGCAAUCAGGAGGUCCUGAAGUACACUUAAGCAAAGUGUCAGCAAAAGUUCAACCGGGGGGUAAAAAACGUUCCCUGGUCAGAACAUAAUAUUUUUUAAAGUUUUAUCAUCGUAAUUACAAAAGUUAUUGUUUUUGCUAACAAAACGUUUGAUUUAUAUAAUUCCCUUUGAAAUAAAUAUAAAAGACACUAUUUUUUUAAUCUCCUGCUGAAAUUUUUUUAAAUUUGAGAUUGUUUCAAAAAGUCUCAAGAGGUAAUUUUUUUAUAUACUUCAAGAAAUUGAUGCGUUCGAAAUGAUACGUGUUUCUAAAAUCUAAAUAUUUUUUUAACCGUCCUUAUUUUUUUAUUUUUUUGAUUGUUUCAGGGUGACCCACCGACGUGGCGCGACUUCCACACUGCCGUCGAAAUCGACGACGUGAUGUACGUGUUUGGAGGCAGGAGCGACCACAACGGACAGGUCGGUGAGCAUGGUCCAGUGUUUCAUCUCCCCCAUUUCCUGCGAGAACUUUUCUGAAAGCCAGAAUCGAUCGCUCUCGUGUCGUUUUCAUUAAAAAUAUGUUUAUUGUCUAUCAGCUUUCCAAAAUCAAAUCGAAUGAGGCCGAAAAGGGAAAAAAUGCAGUAAAGAGAAUAAAAAUCAAUUUUUUUUUUCAUCCAUAUUUUUUUUAAAUCCGAGAGCAAAAAGCUGAAUCAAUCAUUCAACUUUAGCUGUCUAAUUCGGAGUAUCAAGAAAAAAACUGCGAAUUAAUAGCUCGACCGAAGCUUAACCUACCUUUAUCGUGUUUACUCCGAGCUGCUUUGUACCUGCUGUUAUUUCUGAUAUAGGCUUUUAAAUUUUGGCUUUCAGUCAUUUACCUCAUUAACUGUAUACCUUUUUCAGUUCCAUUCCACUCGGGAUAAGUACGACACGCAAUUGAUGGCUCUGAAUCUCGUGACCGGCGAAUGGACGCGGCCGACUGUCUCCGGCACAGCGCCGUGUGGCCGACGAAGCCAUUCUGCGUGUGAGUCAUCCCAAACGAAGAAAUUCUCGAUAUCGAGUGUAUUGUGCUAUAUUUCAUUCAAAAAAAAAAAAAUCUAGUCUCUGGAAAUUUGCUCGAAGGCUUUUGAAAGCAAACGGCGCCGCAUUAGCUGAGGAACAAAAUAUUAUUAUUUAGUUUUAGCAGCUUAGUUUUUUUCCUUUCUCUACUCUUUCGCCUGUCGCAAAAUGUUUUUCCACACUUUCUUCGAGAAUCCAGCCUCAUGAUCAAAUUUGAAGACAGUGUUUUUUAAAGAAAUCGUUCAACUAUAGCGUUAAAAAAAUAAUUUUUCAUUUUUUUGUCGCAAAUGAGAAAAAAAUAAAUUUUUUCCAGAAAGUAAUUUUUAAAUUUUAUUUAAAAUCAAAGAAAGAUUUUCUUUGAAUUCAUAGGAAUUUGAACCGGAAAAAAGGUAUGUGUUCUAGGGAGCUACGAAGGAAAAAUGUAUCUGUUCGGUGGGUAUCUUGGCACAAAAAACGUUCAUUUUGGCGAUUUGUUCUGCUACGACCCGAAGACGUCCGUUUGGACGUAUUUGAGAGUCAGUACAUUUUGAAGGUUCAUGUUCAGAAGUGAUUUUUCAGCCUUUCGGAGAAUGUCCUGCUCCUAGGAGACGUCAGUGCACAGUUCUCGUUGGAAAUCGCGUCUUUUUGUUCGGUGGAACCAUGUUCGUUGAUUUUUUCAAAGGAAGAAAGUAUUUUAGAUCAUGAUAGGAUUUGUAUGUACACUAAGAAUAAUUGCCGAGAUAAACGCGAGGUCGGUGGCGGUACAUUGACGAACUCGCAAACAUGUCGCUUUUUUUUUAGGCGACCUUGCAUUUCGGAAAAUUUCGAAUUUCGAGAGAAAUGCUGCGUUCAAAAAAUUUGAGCACAACUUUAAAAUGCCAUGAAGUUUUGUAAGAGGGUCAUUAUUAUCUUCUUUUUUUUUCUACUUUCUACGUUUCGGUUGAUGAAUAACUAAUAGAAAUUGCGUAUCCUCACUUCAUCAGUAAUUCCUUUAAAUUCAUUCGACUUUAAUGAAACGUUUAUUGUUCGCUCACAGACAGGUCUGUGGCGUGGAACAAGAGAACUAGGAAAGGUAUAUUUUUUUUUCUUGUUCUGCAAUCAGGAGGGCCUGAGGUACGCUUCAGCAAAACUUCAACCGGAAGGGGGAAACAGUCCUAAUUAGGUUGAAUCGAAAAGAAAAAAAUAAUCUAUAAACCAGUUAAAUCAUUUUGGAAUAAUUCUGUAUAGCUAGACUUGCUUUUCAUACGAUUAGUUUUUUUUUUUGAUUCAGCAAAAUGAUAUAACUUUUCAGGCCGAAUCCGAAGGCUUGCACGCCGAUUCUCUCGAGUAUUGAACCCCAGACGUUGAACACAGCUGCAGGCCUUGCUGAUCUGGCCGACCUCUACGUUUUGGACUAUAGUCAGAAUUUUCUUUCUUUUUUCAUUCAAAGAUAACGAAACUUGGUUCAUUUUUUCCGAACUCCGUUUUUCUUUGUUCCAUUUGUCUGUAUUUUCUCUUACAAGUUGUUUUUCAGGUCCGUCUCUGCGACAGUUGGCUAUGAGCAAAGUUCUUCAAUUGAUCGACCACGAUCCUUUGAUCCUGAGAUAUCGAUUCAAUUCUUUGCUCCCAUAUGAAUUGAGGUUAUUUUCAUAUUUUAUCUCCUCUUCUCCAAAUUUCUGGACACCCUAUUCUUCAUUGUUUCUCGAAUUUUCUUUUUCUUACUAUUUGGUUUCAAAAAGCUCUUGUUUUUCAGGGAGGACAUGUUCUUGAUGAUCCAUCCGAAUACAGUCACCACCAGCGCUCAGCUGCGAAACGAAACUUCUGGCUAG